UUAGUGUACCUGAGCCAUCGAGAGAGGAGCAAUGGCGUGGAGAGGAAACAUAUCGAAGUCUCUCAAAGAGCUCAGGAUCCUUCUCUGUCAAUCUUCCCCGGCUAGCGCUUCCGCCAGGUUUCUCCUCCACCCUUCCCUUUCGCUCUCGUCUCCGAUCGAAUCAAACUCUGUUAAGAUCGGCGGUUCAAUCUCCGUUGUGCGUGACUUUGAGCUGUUUCGAUUCAGGACGUUCGUGGAGAAGAAUUACAGAGAUUUGAAGUCUCUAAACCCUAAGUUCCCCUUCCUGAUCCGCGAAUGCACUGGGAUCCAGCCUCAGUUGUGGGCACGAUAUGAUAUGGGAGCGGAGAGGUGUGUAAACUUGGAUGGGAUGAGCGAGUCACAGAUUCUCAAGUCUCUUGAAGACCUUGUGAAAGCCGGAGGAGCUACAAAAGCUUAAGGUUAUUUGUUUUUUGUUUUUUUUGUUUUUUUUUUCCAGAUGAUCCCGAAUAAAGCUUUAACCGGAAACACUCAUUUGACAUUUUCAUGUCAAUCUACUAUCUAUUACUUUCGUUUUGAGUUGUUUUUUUUUUUUAAUGAUGUAAUCCUUGAACUUGGUAUACAUCAAACCAUUUCCAUAUGAUGA
Messenger RNA from Brassica oleracea var. oleracea, 622 nucleotides. RefSeq names its product NADH dehydrogenase [ubiquinone] 1 alpha subcomplex subunit 2-like. The record is from RefSeq and is a predicted model, not a curated record. The coding region runs from base 32 to 436 and encodes 134 amino acids. NCBI's taxonomy places the organism in Eukaryota, Viridiplantae, Streptophyta, Magnoliopsida, Brassicales, Brassicaceae. The transcript is spliced from 2 exons.